Messenger RNA from Pipistrellus kuhlii (Kuhl's pipistrelle), 428 nucleotides. Its product is annotated as protein CEBPZOS-like. NCBI's taxonomy places the organism in Eukaryota, Metazoa, Chordata, Mammalia, Chiroptera, Vespertilionidae. Bases 6 to 248 code for a protein of 80 amino acids. The transcript has a single exon. The record is from RefSeq and is a predicted model, not a curated record.
UCACAAUGGUCCGAACUUUGGAACCACUGGCAAAGAAGAUCUCUAAAGGAGUUUUAGUAGCUGAAUUCCUGGGCGUUUUUGGAGCAUUUAUUUCGUUUAAUAAGAUGGACACAAGCAAAGAUUUUAGGCAAACAAUGAGCAAGAAAUUUCCCAUCAUCUUGGAAGUUUAUUACAAAUCCAUUGAAUAUUCUGGAAUGUAUGGAGUCAGAGAGCAAGAUCAAGAAAAAUGGUUGAACAGCAAAUGUUAGAAAUUUGGCCACUGAUCACGGUUUACCCUAUCUUAUAGUAUCAGGCACGAAUAGAUUUCCAAAGUUGACAUGGAUAGAUUUUGGAAUAUUUAAGGAAAAAUGUAAAUUCUAAUUAAGCCAGAGGUUUCUUUGGACUAACAGUGAAGAAAUUUAUGGAAAGUAUGUUUAUUAUUUAUAAAU